Molecule: messenger RNA, 1144 nt
Organism: Ictalurus furcatus (blue catfish)
Lineage: Eukaryota; Metazoa; Chordata; Actinopteri; Siluriformes; Ictaluridae
Gene: c10h6orf120
Product: chromosome 10 C6orf120 homolog
Exons: 2
Coding region: 119-679 (186 amino acids)
Source: RefSeq, a predicted model, not a curated record
GCCUUUGUUUUGUGAAAAGCAUGAAGAAGAGCGAGAAGUUCAGCAGCGUUGUUAGCAGGUUACUUUUGACAAUGCACUGGAAGGCUACAGAUGUGUUUGGUGGCUGGCAGCAGUGACCAUGCUGUGUUUCCGUAUUGCGUUCUUGCUGGUACUCCUCUCUCAGGUCCAGGAACCCAUCCAGGCCUCCGAGGAAUUCUCUGUGCCUGAUGAAUGGGUCCUGCUUCACGUCGUUCAAGGCCACAUCGGCGCAGGCAACUACAGCUACCUGCGCCUCAACCAUGACGGACGCAUCAUCCUGCACAUGCUCAGCCUCAAAGGCGACGCCGACCUCUACGUCUCCGACAAGACGCUGCGACCGGACUUCGACACCUAUAAGCUCCAGUCGGCCACCUGUGGCUACGACGUGGUCGUGGUUCCAGGCGACUUUGUUAGACCGGUGGGCAUCGGGAUCUAUGGCCACCCUUCUCACCUGGAGAGCGAGUUUGAGAUGAGGGUGUUUUACGAUCAGACCGCUUUGACCGAGGACCUGUUUCUAAAGGAUUCGUAUUCUCCAGAGGAGAGUCAUGAACAGCCCAAAUACCCACAGACGGGCACCGGGGAGGAAUUUGAGGAAGACGAGCCCAUCCUGUGGACCAUUCUCAUUGGGAUACUGAAGAUAAUACUUGAAAUUUUGUUUUGAUCAUUGAUGUGAUUUUUUGCCGUUAGGCUUAGCAUCUUAGAAAAGAGCAAUUAAAUACGUGGCCAAAGUAACACAAACACUGGAGGGAAUUUGUCUUUUGGUAAACACUUUUCAUUUUGAUCUAGACCUAAUCUUGCGGUCUUAACAGAAACGGGAAAUACGGUCUCUGCUCGUGUUUUCCCUCGUUCACACGCAGAUGGCAGUUUUACUGUCGGUGUGAGUGAUGGCUUAUCUACAGUUUGUCUGUUUUGAUUGUAAUUCAUCUUCAUUUGCGUUGCUAAUAUGUAUUAUAUACUAAUCAUUUUGAAUCUGCUGAGGUUCUGAGCCCUAUGCAAUCACCCAAAUCAGCUUUCGGAAGAAAUAACAACUGUGCCUUUUGUCAGAUUCCUUUCCUUAAGAAAUGGAGAGGCAUGAUAUGAUGCGUUUGUAACAUUUUCAAAUAAAGUCGGUCAAUUGUGCAAACUG